AUGAGUACCGCCGCCCCUGGGCCGGCGCCAGCUGUGACAAAGCCUGGGAAAUGCCAGCGUAUCGUCUUCAUUGGUAGCACCAGAUACCUUGUCGAGCACAAAUGGAGAUUCGACGCUGCUCGCAACAAGGUGCGGUUGGAGACAAAGUUUGUGAAUAAGAAGAGCCCCAAUAGGCCCUCGGAUAAGGAAACACGUUACGUCGAGAACACUGAAGAGGCUGUAAGCUCGGAAGCGUUAGAGAUGGCUGACAGAGUUCUGAAGAAGAAGCGAGAUGUGUUCCUGCGGGAGAACGGGGGGGACGCUGGUGGCAGCAGCAGCGGCAAGAAGAGGCGGAGGAACGCUGACGACGAACUAGCUGACCCAGUCAUCGUGGCUUUGCGGGGUGGCGGAAGGACUCGAUCUGGGGUGGAAACGGGCAAGCCAGAUGAACAAGAGGAUGCGGAAAGUUUCCUGGCUUUCUUGAACAGCAAGGAGUCAUCAAGCGACGCACUAGAAUUCUUGGCAUCUAAGGGUUUGGACGCUGCGAAGGAAGUCCGUCGCCGUAUUCGAGAGCUGGACGUUUUGGCAAGGGUCGGAGCUUCGUUGAAGAGAGCGAUUGAGCAGGCGCAGAAGCAACGAAGCACCAGCGACGGGCAUCGAACAUGGCAAACACUUCUCACUGCGGCGGCCUUCAUGGUCGAAGAUGAGGAGGGCUCGCAGCUAUCGGCCCAACGGACGGCCGCCGCGAUUAACGUCCGCAGACAGAGCUUUAACUUCGCGGUAGGCCGUGCCAAAAAGUUGAACCCCGAUGUCCGUCCGACCGAGGCGUUGAAGGACGGUGUCUACUGGUUCUCCCCCCGAGCCAAGAGGAGCGACGCAGCCAGCGAUGAACUGGUAUCGUUAAUGCGGCAAUACUGGCACACGGACGAGGUGUCGCGCGCGAGCGGCAACUCGGCCGACCGUGACAUGUGGAUUUCGUCCAAGUCCCCCAACGCUGAACGCCAUCCUAGGCGGCAGCUCAUCGAAGUGGGCGGGGGCGACGCGGUGUACGCGAAGUUCCUCAAGUGGGCGGACUACAGGAGCUUCAAGUCACGACAGGGGCCCGAAUUCACUGACCCCGGCCGCACGCUCUUCCUAUCGACGCGGUGCAAGUGCCAAACCCUUCCUGUCAUGGAACAGUGUGCGUGCAAGAUCCACUCGCAACAGGUGCUGUACAUCGAGGCGUUGGCGAACGUCGACAUGGCCAGCCACGGAGACUGCUCGUGCCGAUGGUGCACCGUGGACGGAGGCAGCAAAUGGCGGGAGACUUGGAAGCACCUAGGAACUUUCUCCGAUGCGAUCGCUUGCCCGAAGGUGAACUUGCGUGCAGAGGACCCGGAAGAUAAUGUUGGGUUCAUGGGGCGGAAACCGGAAUGUAGCGCCUUCAAGUGCAAGGAGUGUGGGUUCGGGGGGGCCAAGGGAAUCCCCACCUGCACCAGGCUGGAGACUUCUCAGAAGACGGUCGAGUGGAAGGAGUUCGAGGAUGUGAUCACGGUGCCUGCUUCGGCAGAUGGGAAGAUCAAAGCCAAGAAGCUCGCGAACCAGACCAUUCCCAAAGAGGGCAGGCUCUGCGACCUGUGGAAGGCCUUCAAACAGGACAGCAAGCUUUACAUGGCUCAUCACGCGACCGCCAAACACCACUUCGUGGGGGCCAACACUCCCAGGAACGACGCGCAAACCACGACGGAAGACCCCGAAGACAUCAAGCUGGCGCUGAAAAGGGAGGAGGGGGGUCGUUCGACGGGAGAAGAGGAGAGUCGAUUGGCGGGGCUUGGGGGGGUCAGAGUGAUGCAAGUUUCGGGAAGGUGGAAAGGGGUCGAGGGAAGCGGACCUGUCGAACCGAUGUCGGGCGAGGAGGUGGUUGUUGUGAGGAAGGAGACCCGGGUGCACAUGCUCAGAACCCGUUUGGCGUCGUGUUUUUGCUCGGCGUGCCAGCGUUUUCAGUACGAGGACUGCUACGUCAACCGGGCGUACCCGGACCUGGUUCCCCCAAUGAGGGAGGGUAAAGUGAAGGAAACGGUCAUCAUGGACACCGGAGUAGCGCUGGAAAGCGAAGGCAAAGCUGGCAUCACUUUCAGGUCCCGACAAAGCACGUGUGAGAUGGCGAGGCUCACUGGGACUCAGUGGGAAGCGAGCGACUCGAAGAUUGCUUUCAAUUUGUGGAAGGAGCUUGAAAGAGAGGAAGAAUCCACACUUCUUGUCCGUUUCCGGAGACAGCCGGGGAUAUAAUUGUGCUGCUUCUUUUGUUUGUUGUUGGACGUCGUUUUAGGCGUAAACGUGCGUGGUGAGAUCGGAAACGUGAGAGUAGGGGGCGAGGUGGCAAUUGCACGUUGCGAUUGGCGUUAACGGUGUGUUUUGGUAUCGGAAACGUGGGGAUAGGGGCGAGGUGGCGUGUAAAUUUUGUUGGAAAUUGUUUGUGAUGAUGCCGUUCUUGGCAACGUCAAUAUUCACGUCGAUAUCUCAAAAAUGAAAACAAGAAAAAAAAAUCUGAUCACGGAUUCGUAAUCCCCAUCCCAAAAUUACCAUGACCUGAAAUUUUCAGCUGGGUUGGACACUUUUUUUAUUCCGGGGAUUGUUUUGGACCAUCCCCGCUUUUUGCGUUUUGGUGAAAUAUUCCCAGGAAUAAGAUGGAAUCGAUUGAAACCCGGCAAGAAACAUGUGUAAAAAAAAAAAAGAAUCGUGUGGUGCCCAUCUCAUACCUCAAGACCCUCCCAAAAAACAAAAUCGAGGUCCGCGCCGUUCGGCAGCAGGAGGCGCGCUGCCCGAAAGCUGAAUCAAAACAAAAAGAAGUUUGAAGAGAGGACGGGGCAGUGUAUGGUUGCCGCGUCAGCAGAAGAAAACACGCGGCGCGCCAUCGAACGCGGCAGCCUCACCGUCGUAGAGAGAACGCUGAAGGAAACGAAAGAAGAGUUGUUGGUCAAAAGUAAGAAAAUUGUGGAAGAGAGCCAGGACCUCGCUGCCGCCGUCGCCGCC
Molecule: messenger RNA, 2991 nt
Organism: Ectocarpus sp. CCAP 1310/34
Lineage: Eukaryota; Phaeophyceae; Ectocarpales; Ectocarpaceae
Source: the annotation of a GenBank genome assembly